Anthonomus grandis grandis is the source of this 3490-nucleotide messenger RNA. Its product is annotated as protein bicaudal C-like. The coding region runs from base 203 to 2665 and encodes 820 amino acids. Gene Ontology annotation, cellular component: cytoplasm. Lineage: Eukaryota; Metazoa; Arthropoda; Insecta; Coleoptera; Curculionidae. Gene Ontology annotation, molecular function: RNA binding; protein binding. The record is from RefSeq and is a predicted model, not a curated record. The transcript has 12 exons.
CUGAUUAGCGCUCUCAGUCGUUCUGAAAUUCUCAACCAAUAAGUAACAACUCUUUUUUAACCUUUUUUAGGAACGCGUUUUUUCUAACUUUAAAACUGAGAACGACCUAAACAAUAUACGAGCUUCUCUUCGAAUUUUAACUUAAUUUUAAUUCAAUAAUACAAAUAAGAGAAAAACCGGCUGGAAAAGAAUUUUGAACAAAAUGGCGUCGUAUUUGGCGUUAUCGAAGUCGUCGAUCGGCGAGAUGACGAAUGAAAAUUCGGACACAAUGUCCGAAAUUUCCGAAUGUGGGACGACGACGUCGGGGUGGGCGUCGCAGUGGGGCUCGAGAGAAGAUCUGAGGGAUCUGGUCUCGAAAUUGGGACUCAGCAACGUCUCCGAGUUGUAUCAGGAACGCUUCAAGGUCGAUCGGAAUAAGCUGGAAAAAAUGCUUACAUGCGAUAAUGACGCUCUUUCCCCAGCCGACGUAUUCUUUGCUAAAGUCAUGGAAGACACAGACACCAUCAUUACAUGGCCAAACAAGCUAAAACUUGGUGCUAAAUCUAAAAAAGAUCCUCAUGUGAGAAUUGCAGGCAAACCUGAUGGCGUUAAGGCCGGCAGGGACAGGGUUUUGUCUGUCUUAAAUACAAUGUGUAACCGCGUGACAAUGAAAAUGGACGUCAGUUACACCGACCACUCUCAUAUUAUCGGCAGGGGCGGUUCGAGUAUCAAGAGCGUCAUGGAAGAAACAAAGUGCCACGUGCACUUUCCCGACUCGAAUCGAUCAAAUCCGAAUGAGAAAAGUAACCAAGUCUCCAUUUCCGGUGAUAUAGAGGGCGUGGAGAUGGCUCGGUCACGUGUCAGGGAACUGAUACCACUAAUUUUUGGAUUCGAGUUACCAAUCAAGUCCCAAAACGUGGAUGUCACCUUGCCGUAUAUUCAGAAAAUCCAGGAAGAAUACAGUGUGCAGGUCACGUUCAAAACGAGACCAAAACUGCAUGCCACGUUGGUCUUGGUGAAGGGGGUGGAAUGGGAGGUGCAUAGAGUCAAAAAAGCAACCCUGUUACUUAUGGAGUGUCUAUGUGAACAUUUGGCGAGUCAAACUCCGGUUCAAAUGGCCAUGGAAAUCACACCUCAUUAUCAUCCAGUGGUUCUAGCUAAAAACCACUCUAACCUUAAAGCCAUAAUGCAGCACACAGGUUGCCAAAUUAUGCUUCCCGACGCCCAAGAUCCGAAUAUUCCAACAUUAAAGAAGAGCAACGUGACUAUAACUGGAAAUAUCCAUGACAUUUAUAAUGCGAGGCAAUUACUUAUGGGCAGUCUACCAUUGAUGAUCAUUUUCGAUUUGCCAGACGAUCAUGCUGAUUUGAGAAUUAAGCCGGAACAAAUUCAAGAAAUCGAAACAAACUAUAACGUUUCGAUCAAUAUAAGACAGAAGGCAAACAAAGUUACCAAGGCGUGUGUUAUUAGGGGAAUUGAACGAUUAGUCAGUCACAUUUAUAAAGCCAGAAACCUCAUUUUAGGAAUAGAUGAACCACCAGUACAAGCUUUCAUCCCACAGUCCUAUCACCUCCCAAACACUGCUCCUGUUCAACCGAAUGAACUUCUCACUCCAACGAAUCUUAACCCUACAGUUUUAGCGAGUCCCUUGAUUUCCACCUCUUGGCCAUUUUUUCCUUCGCCAACCCUCCCCCCUCAACCACAACAGUCAAACAACCCUUUCAUGGCCUUUUUUAAUGGAAAUCAACAGCAGCAGCAAAUAUUCUUUCCGCCUAAUGUUAGUUCAAAUGCGUUACAUCAACAGAGUAUGGCUAAUAGUAGCGGCUACCAAUCUUUCAACCCAUCUCACCAUGAUCAGACCGUCACCCAACAAGAUAAACUAAAUAAUAGCACCUCUAGUUCCGUCUCGGCGAUUUCUAAUAAUCACAGUCCAACAAACACUUCUUAUUCUCCGAGUUAUUAUUAUACAGAAUCGUCGCAACAGUACAGCCCCUAUAACAAGCAAAACAAUCGUAAUCCAAGUACAGCAUUAUCCUCGGUCUUAUCAGAAAUGAAUAAACCAGGAGAAUAUCACAGUCCCACCCUGGACAAGAAGUUUUCGCCUACCACCAUGGCAGCCUACGAGUUGGAAAAUAAAAGAUUGGUUGCGAUAAGAGCUAUGAGGGCCAAGCCGAGCCCUGGAAGGUUGAGGGUGCCUAAUAACAGUUGGUCUGGAUGCGGAAUGAGUAAUACCAGCCCCGGAGGGUUUUUGGCUGACAAGUUUAAAAGGGAGGAUGAGAUCUGGAAACCCAACUCGCCAAGGGCUCUCCCUACCGAAUAUUCCAACGUCCUAUCCGGUUCCCCGUUAAUGAUGAACACUAGUAAUAUUUUAGAACACACACCCACGCACGUCUGGAAUCGCUUCACUAAUAACAGUGAUUGGCAGGACUUACCCACAUUACUGACCGCAAUGAACCUAGGGCACUACGUCCCGUUAUUCGUACAGCAUGAGAUUGAUUUGGCCAUGUUUUCCACCUUGACUGAUAAAGAUUUGGUUGAAAUCGGUAUUAGCGCUUUUGGGACCAGAAGGAGAAUGGUUUUGGCAAUAACAGAAAUUAACAAAAAAAACUCACCGUUCUCUGCAGCCCCGGGGGCCGAGAGAAGACACUCAUCAACUAAUAGUCCAAAUAAUAGCCCAACUCAUUAAUUGUAAGUAACAAAAAUAUUAGUUUAAUAAAAAAAUCUUCAAAUAAUCAAAUUAUUUGAAAAUUAUAUUUAAAAUGCGAUCGAAAAAUAUUUGUUAAAAAAAAAACGCAGUUUUAGAAAGAAAAAUUAUCGACCCGCGAGUUUUAACACUAAAUUAUACUAUUGUUUUACGUGAAUCUUAUCUAAAACUCAAACGAAAACAUUUAUAAUAGUUUUGUAUGUUUGUUCAUUUUUUAUAUAUAUAUGUAUUUAUUUAUUUAUUGUAUAGAGUUUACAUGCCCAGUUUAAAAAGUUUUAUAUUAUCUCUUGUUGCCCUUGUAAACUUACUAAAAAUAUAGAAAGAAAAUUUAUUAAAUUCUUCUUUCCUAUCUUUGUGUUGUCGAAGCGAUUGAAGAUUUUUAACUUGGUUAUUGUUCCUGUUUUGUAACGUAUACAUUUACAAAUAAAAUAUGUGAUAUUUUACCUGAUAAAUUUAUACACUAUAUUAUAAGGUUUUAGUGCGCGCACUGAUGUAAACAAAAGUUUUAAUUGUAUAGCAGUGAGUAGUAAAUGUCGAGUAAAAAAUAUCCCUCCUUACAAAUAAGAACGAAUAUUGAGAUUUGACAGGUACUGCAGAGGGAAUUAUGGAUAAGAUUUAUAACUAACCAUUUUUUUGAACGAAAGUAUUUGAUUAACUAUUAGUAAACUAUUUUCUAAUAUUAAAACUUUUGUACCGUAUUUAUACUAAAAUUGUUACUAUUAAGUAUUUAUUAUAUUAUUUAUGAUACAUAUUAUAUUUAUGGUUUUUUGAAUAUCUAUUUUUGAUAAAUUAUUAUGAUAUAUUUAA